AUGCAGACGCGGUGGCAUGACUUCCCGCAAACUACUCGGCGUGCUGCUGGUGAUACACUGCAGAAGAGUGCGCUGCAAGUAACAGUAUUCGAACCUCUUCUGGAGCGGGAGCAGACGGAUUCCAAGUACUACUCAUUCAGAGGCAGAGACACGAAUACUCUGUCGUGCGCAUUUUCCACCUAUGCUUCGAUGUGUGGUAUGGUGCCGCCUUUGCUACUGGUGCCUAUCCGACAUCUUACCCCAUCUCACUGUGUAUUUUGCACCGUGCAUUUAUUGAUGUUGUCAGCACCACUGCGACUGUCAGCUGCUGCUAGUACUACGACUGAGAUGCUUCUUUUUUACACCAAAUGA
Trypanosoma grayi is the source of this 351-nucleotide messenger RNA. RefSeq lists its product as hypothetical. The transcript has a single exon. NCBI's taxonomy places the organism in Eukaryota, Euglenozoa, Kinetoplastea, Trypanosomatida, Trypanosomatidae. The coding region runs from base 1 to 351 and encodes 116 amino acids. The record is from RefSeq and is a predicted model, not a curated record.